AAUCACACUUGAUAUUAUUUUUCCUAACGGAUCAUUCACAUAAUGUCGAUAGAAAUUGAAUCUGCUGAUGUGAUUCGUCUAAUACAACAGUAUCUUAAAGAAUCUAAUCUUGUAAAAACGUUGCAAACAUUACAAGAAGAAACAGGUGUGUCGCUUAAUACAGUGGAUAGUGUAGAUGGUUUUGUGGCAGACAUAAAUAAUGGACACUGGGAUACAGUGUUAAAGGCAAUACAGUCAUUAAAAUUACCAGAUAAAAAACUUAUCGAUUUAUAUGAACAGGUUGUUUUAGAAUUAAUUGAGUUAAGAGAACUGGGAGCAGCUAGAUCAUUAUUACGACAAACAGAUCCUAUGAUUAUGAUGAAACAACAAGAACCUGAAAGAUAUAUUCAUUUAGAAAAUUUACUUGCACGCUCGUAUUUUGAUCCUCGUGAAGCAUAUCCUGAUGGCAGUACAAAGGAAAAACGAAGAGCUUAUAUAGCUGCGGCUCUUGCUGGUGAAGUAUCAGUAGUACCUUCAAGCAGAUUACUUGCACUAUUGGGACAAGCAUUGAAAUGGCAACAACAUCAGGGUUUACUUCCACCUGGUACUACAAUAGAUUUAUUUAGAGGAAAAGCAGCUGUACGAGAUCAAGAAGAUGAAAAAUAUCCUACGCAACUUUCUAAACAAAUUAAAUUUGGACAAAAAUCUCAUGUAGAAUGUGCACGUUUUUCACCAGAUGGUCAAUAUUUAGUUACCGGUUCUGUUGAUGGAUUUAUUGAAGUAUGGAAUUUUACAACUGGUAAAAUCAGGAAAGAUUUAAAGUAUCAAGCUCAAGACAAUUUUAUGAUGAUGGAACAAGCAGUUUUGUCAAUGGCUUUUAGUCGUGAUAGUGAAAUGUUAGCUAGUGGUGGACAGGAUGGAAAAAUAAAAGUAUGGAGGGUACAAAGUGGACAGUGCUUAAGGAGAUUUGAAAAGGCACAUUCAAAAGGUGUUACAUGCCUACAAUUUAGUAGAGAUAAUAGUCAGAUUCUAUCUACAUCAUUUGAUACUACUAUAAGGAUACAUGGACUUAAAUCUGGAAAAACAUUAAAAGAAUUUCGAGGACAUACUUCUUUUGUUAACGAAGUAGUCUUUGCACCAGAUGGACAUAGUGUAAUAAGUGCAUCAUCGGAUGGAACUGUAAAGAUAUGGAGUUUAAAAACAACAGAAUGCAUUGGCACAUAUAAAUCUUUAGGUGCUGCAGACUUAACAGUAAAUAGUAUACAUCUCUUGCCUCGAAAUCCAGAACAUUUUGUUGUAUGCAAUCGCUCAAAUACAGUAGUCAUCAUGAAUAUGCAAGGUCAAAUUGUAAGGUCAUUUUCUAGUGGUAAAAGAGAGGGUGGCGACUUCGUGUGUACAGUUGUAAGUCCACGUGGUGAAUUUAUUUAUUGCGUUGGUGAAGAUCUUGUACUUUAUUGUUUCUCUACAUCAUCAGGAAAACUUGAAAGAACUCUCAAUAUACACGAAAAAGACGUAAUAGGAUUGACACAUCAUCCUCAUCAAAACCUUUUAUGCUCUUAUAGUGAAGAUGGGCUUUUAAAAUUGUGGAAACCAUAAGACUGUGAAAAAUACGUAUAACUGGGAACAUUUCUCAAUAGAUUUAACAUUUAUUUUAUAAGACAAUUCUUUUAUAUAAUAAGUCGUUUUGUUAAUUCUUAUCGCUCUUAAUAAUAGAGUAUAAGUAUUUUCGAAAUAUAGAAACAUCAUUUUUAUUAUAUGAAAUUUGUGGUACAAUGCCUAGAUAGCACAUGACAUUGGUAUCCCAUUUACCGUAAUUUGUAUCCUACCGACCGAAACCAGU
Molecule: messenger RNA, 1819 nt
Organism: Dufourea novaeangliae
Lineage: Eukaryota; Metazoa; Arthropoda; Insecta; Hymenoptera; Halictidae
Gene: Smu1
Product: WD40 repeat-containing protein SMU1
Exons: 8
Coding region: 43-1575 (510 amino acids)
Biological process (GO): mRNA splicing, via spliceosome
Cellular component (GO): precatalytic spliceosome
Molecular function (GO): protein binding
Source: RefSeq, a predicted model, not a curated record